GAUGUUUACGACUUAAUUCCAUAUACCCAUUUCCCAUUUCACUCUUUAAUGAUUCUCAAAAUCAACCCCAAGAACAAUCUUUAGAGAAAAGAAAGAAAAAAAAAGAUAAAGAGAGGGAUCUUUGACUCCAUUGAUUGAUAAAUUUUAAUGGGGUUCUUCUAAUUCAUAGUCUCUCUCUUUUUUACUGAAAUCAUUUAAGGUUCUUUCCACUCAAAGAUUUGAUCUUUUGUGAUAAUCAGUUCAAGAUGGUUGGAUCAGACGAGAACUUUUCAGGUGUGAUGAGGGCUUCAAAUCUUCAAGGAGGAUUAAGGCCUGUUGUUGGAGGAGGAAAAUUGACUGCAGGAGUUGGACAAAAUAGAAGGGCACUUAGUACAAUCAAUAGGAAUGUAAUUGGAGCUCCCCCUUUACCCUAUGCUGUCAACAAGAGAAAUGGCAUUUCUGACAACAAAGCCAAUGCUGCUAACAAAAUCCCUCCUGUUCCGAUUCAUCGUCCAAUCACAAGGAAGUUAGCUGCACAAAUCGCAAGCAAACAGCAGCAACCUGCAGUCGAGGUAACAAAGCCACCAGUCCCAUUGGCACCAAAUAGAAAUGAAUCAGAAGACUGCAUUAUUAUCGAUGCUGAAGAAUACAAGGCUACUGGUGAUUCUUCCGUGCCAAUGUUUGUGCAACAUACUGAAGCAAUGAUGGAGGAAAUUGAUAGGAUGGACGAGGAGAUAGAGAUGGAAGAUGUAGAAGACUGUCCAAUUGUGGAUAUAGACAGCACUGAUAAAAAGAACACGCUUGCAGUUGUGGAGUACAUUGACGACAUCUAUGCUUACUACAAGAAGACUGAGGUUCUUAGCUGUGUCCCUCCAAACUACAUGGAACAGCAAAUUGAUGUUAAUGAAAGGAUGAGAGCCAUCCUAAUUGACUGGCUGAUUGAGGUACACUACAAGUUUGAACUGAUGGAGGAGACCCUGUAUUUGACUGUGAAUCUUAUCGAUAGAUUCCUAGCAGUUCAGUCAGUGAUUAGGAAAAAACUUCAACUUGUCGGAAUAACUGCAUUGCUUCUUGCCUGCAAAUAUGAAGAGGUUUCUGUACCUGUAGUGGAGGAUCUAAUUUUAAUUUCUGACAAGGCUUACACCAGAAAUGAAGUGCUUGUGAUGGAAAAGUUGAUGGUUAAUACCUUGCAAUUCAAUGUAACAGUGCCUACAGCAUAUGUGUUUAUGAGGCGAUUUCUUAAAGCCGCUCAGUCUGAUAAAAAGGUGGAGCUCAUGUCUUUCUUCUUGAUAGAGCUAUGUUUGGUUGAAUAUGAGAUGCUUAAAUUCCCACCAUCAAUGCUAGCAGCUGCUGCUAUCUUUACUGCUCAAUGCACUCUUGGUGUUUCUAAGGAGUGGAAUAAAACCUGUGAGAAGCAUAGCAGCUAUGCUAAAGAUCAGCUUUCGGAAUGCUCGAGAUUGAUGGUUUCUUUCCAUCAGAAGGCAGCAAGUGGGAAGCUUACUGGCGUGCACCGAAAGUACAGCACUUCUAAAUAUGGCUAUGCUGCUAGAUGUGAACCAGCUUCUUUCCUGUUAGAAGCAGCAUGGUUCUAGGAUGUCAAGAAAGUAGUAAUAUAGAGAGUGUGGUUAGUUGAAAGCAAUUGAGCAACAUAAGUUGCCCCGAGUGAGGGGAGGGGGAGGGUGUUUUGAGUUCUUACUGCUGCUGAGAACAUGCUUUUUUAUUUGUUUGUUUGGUUUUUCGUGUACAUUAUUGACAUUGCUUUAGUAUUUUGUGAAAUCUAGUUUUUCACACUCGUGUUCUUGAAGCUUUUUGGAAUCAUACGCAUUCAUUUCUGUCCCA
Messenger RNA from Nicotiana tabacum (common tobacco), 1818 nucleotides. Its product is annotated as G2/mitotic-specific cyclin-2. The record is from RefSeq and is a predicted model, not a curated record. Gene Ontology annotation, biological process: mitotic cell cycle phase transition. Gene Ontology annotation, molecular function: cyclin-dependent protein serine/threonine kinase regulator activity. Lineage: Eukaryota; Viridiplantae; Streptophyta; Magnoliopsida; Solanales; Solanaceae.